UGGCUCUCUCCGGACUGGGAUGAGGAGAGAUGUGCUUGUGUGUUCAGGGCAGUACGGCACAGUGUCCGCUCCGAAGGGGAUGUUCUACUUGUCCUCACUCUGCCAUCCUGCUGAAGUUUCCAUCACAGACCUCUCAGCAGUAACCGUGUGGUGAUUUUAGAUACUACAACUCCCAGCAUGCAAUUGUACCGGUGGGUGGAGAACUGGAGGAGGAAGUCUUACCUGCCAGGACAGUUUGCAGGGUCAGGACAGGACGAUUCCUUUGACUUCCUAUUUAAGAUCAUCCUGAUUGGGGACUCCAACGUGGGCAAGACCUGCGUGGUCCAGAAUUUCAAGUCAGGGAUCUUCACUGAGAAACAGCAGAACACCAUUGGAGUGGACUUCACUGUCCGGACGCUGGAAAUCGAGGGCAAAAAAAUCAAGAUGCAGGUUUGGGACACUGCCGGCCAGGAGCGCUUCCGCACCAUAACUCAGAGUUACUACCGCAGUGCCCACGGUGCCAUGAUCACCUACGACCUGACACGCCGCACCACCUUCGACUCUGUCCCCCAGUGGAUCCAUGAGGUGGAGCAGUUCGGGGCUUCCAGUGUGCUGCUCGUCCUCAUCGGGAACAAGUCAGACCUGGAGUCCCAGCGGCAGGUGCUGUUCGAGGACGCCUGCACGCUGGCAGAGGAGCGAGGCAUGCUGGCCGCCCUGGAGACGUCGGCCAAGGAGUCACACAACAUCGAGGAGGCGUUUCUGCUGAUGGCGCGAGAGCUGAUGGCGCGCAACGGCAUGAUGGUCCAGCAGCAAUCGCCGCAACAGCAGUCUCAUGUCCUGCUGCGUGCCAACUCAAGGCCCAUCGACGGCCCGGCUCCAGCGGAGAGGAAGUCCUGUAACUGCUGAGGGGGGCUCUUUGGCCCACUCACGCUCAUCCGACUCCGCCGUCCCAGUGAUGGAGAAUCCCCUAAACAUGGCUGGUCCUAGUUGGGGGGGGAGGGGAUGACAAAAUAUACUAUGAAUGAGAAUUAGUGUGUUAUUUAAUUUACCGUAUGGUCAAUUCGUCUUCUUUGAACCAGCUGACAGGAUCACUGAUGCAUGAAUGUGAAACAGAGAGAGAUGCCAAAAUCUAGUCAUUCUAAAGAAGCCAGACGCCUUUAAAUUGGUGGUGCAUGAGGGUUAGGGUCCUGCUGGUUUUUGAUUAGUGUUUUAUACAGUGAAUACCAAGUAAGGUCAUUCUCUGAGGUCACAGUUAACAGGCAGGGCAACUAUACUCUGCUGUGCUCGUUCCGUUCAAACGCUGCAUUGUUUUGUUCUAAGCCUCAAGUGCUGCAAAGCAGAGAAAAGGCUUCAAAAUGAGCAGCGCAGCACCUGUUCAGGAUAUUUUAUGGGUCACUUCAAGUUUCACUUCAAUAAAAAAACACACACGCUGCGAUUCACAGUUCCUGUCUGUCUGGACCGGCAUCAUGGAACCUGUUACAUUUAGCAUGGGAAUUUUGGUUUUUGUACUUCCUGUACUUUUAAUUUAUGUAGUGAAAUAUUGGCCGUAUAAAAUACACCAAUAUAAAGUAAAACCAUCCCCAAUAUAUUAAAGCAUGAAUGUAGGAAGAGUUGAUACUCACUGUGAAAGAUUUAGCAGGCUUACGUGGUACUCAGACGCUCUGUAGUGAAACCGCUUUAAAAUGAUUAUAACUUAGUGAGGUAAUUUGUGAAGUCUGCAUUUUCACCUUGCAAGGAGGAUGAACGCAAUUCUAUGUAUUUCACCACCUUGGAUGUAGUCAGUAAUUUGGAGGACAAUAAGGGGCAGAAGGGUUAAGGUGAUUCACAAAGUAAUAAACACUAAACGGAUGACGAACAAA
Paramormyrops kingsleyae is the source of this 1838-nucleotide messenger RNA. It is a transcript of the gene rab19, whose product is annotated as RAB19, member RAS oncogene family. Gene Ontology annotation, molecular function: GTP binding; GTPase activity. Lineage: Eukaryota; Metazoa; Chordata; Actinopteri; Osteoglossiformes; Mormyridae. The record is from RefSeq and is a predicted model, not a curated record.